CCUCGCCUGUCUCGCAAAGGUCACCAUAGAGCAACCACACCAAGCAGCAUCGAUCUAUCUAUCCGUGUCUCUGAUCUCUCUCGUGCAAGCUAGGAAAGCCCGCACGUACGCGAAGCCGAGAAGCUUCCACCAUGGCCAGCACAUCAGCCAGCGGGCGGCUGCUCUUCUCGCUCUCGCUCGUCGUCCUUGUGCUCCUCGUGGAGACCACUGCUCCCCAUGGACAGGCUGAGGCCAUCGACUGCGGCGCGAGCUGCGCGUACCGGUGCAGCAAGUCGGGGCGGCCCAAGAUGUGCCUUCGGGCGUGCGGCACCUGCUGCCAGCGCUGCGGCUGCGUCCCGCCGGGCACCUCCGGCAACGAGAACGUCUGCCCCUGCUACGCCAACAUGACAACCCACAACGGCAAGCACAAGUGCCCGUGAACCAACCGUGCAUCCUACUCAUCACUCCCGGCCGGCCAGCAGCAUCAUCUAUAUACAUAUCAGCCUACCAAGACAUGCACGAUAUGCAUGCAUGAUACUGCUUCAUCCUACCUAUAUAUAUACGCCAUCCGUCAAUUGUGUACGCGUGCUUUCAGCCUACGUGCAGUAUACUACCAUUACUCUGAAUUGCGCAAAAAUCAGAGCUCUCUGUAUUCCGAUCAUACGUACACGUACAUGAAUAAACAGAAGAUAUAAAACUAUACUAGUA
Sorghum bicolor (sorghum) is the source of this 687-nucleotide messenger RNA. Its product is annotated as snakin-2. Bases 132 to 419 code for a protein of 95 amino acids. The transcript is spliced from 3 exons. The record is from RefSeq and is a predicted model, not a curated record. NCBI's taxonomy places the organism in Eukaryota, Viridiplantae, Streptophyta, Magnoliopsida, Poales, Poaceae.